UAUGGCAUACAUCUGAGAAUCGCCUUAGAAUUCUUUAUCGUUGAAGGAUAUCCUACAUGGACAUAUAUACAAGCUGUACCAGCACUGGGUUUGCUUCGUUUGUGACAGUUCAUAUUUGUGCAAUUUGGAACGUUAGUUUUCAAAUCUGGAAGGACAGGUUGUGUCGGAAGUUCUCACCUUGUUUUCUUCAACCGACUUCAUAAGGAUCACAACACGAGAAUGAUCUACCUCCAGACGUUCAGCCUCUUGCUGGCUGCCCUUUGUCUUCACACUGCCUACUCGCAAGACAAAAAGAGCCAUGCUAUCGCCACCACUUCAGGAGACAAGAAGAUAUUCUGCUACUACAGCAGUUCUGCAAACGCUAGGCCGAGCGUGGGGAAGUUCUGGCCUGAGCAUUUAGACCCCUUCCUCUGCACACAUAUUAUCUUUGCCUUCGUUGAUAUCACUGAAGAUGGAAAGGACCUCAAACCCAACAACUGGAACGAUUUGGGGGCUGAUGGUCUGUAUGCACGAACCAUGAAGUUGAAGGAGAAGAACCCGAAACUGAAGAUCCUGCUGGCUGUGGGCGGAUGGAAGAUUGGCUCCAAGCCCUUCAUCCCAAUCAUGGAGAGCGAAGAAAACAUGAAGGCCUGGGUGAAGAACGUCGUGAAAUACCUCAGGAAAUACGGUUUUGAUGGUCUGGACAUGGACUGGGAGUUUCCUGCUUGGAGGGGCAGCAAACCGGAGGAUAAAUAUGGAUUCACCAUCUUGAUGAAGGGACUGUAUGACGCGUUUGCUGAAGACUCUAAGGCAUCUGGGAAGGAAAAGCUGGUCUUGACUCUCGCCACUGCAUCCAGCACAUUCUACAUUGACAAGGCCUACGAGGCAUCUGAAAUAUACAAGUACAUCGACUACAUGUUGUUGAUGACGUACAACUACCACGGGUCCGGCUGGGAGAAGUCCGUGGGUCACCACAGUCCCCUCCUCCCCCACAGAAGCGACCCCGAGGGCGAACAGAGACAGUUGUACCAGCAAUGGUCUAUCAGUUACUGGUUGAAGAUCGGUGUUCCCAAGUCCAAGUUGAUUGUGGGUCUCCCAACAUACGGCCUUGGUUACAAGCUGACUGACGAGAAGAAGCACGGGAUCAGAGCCAGUGCCGAGGGAGGAAACACUAAAGGGAAAUAUACCGGGGAAUCUGGCAUCCUGUCUUUAUACGAGAUCUGUGAGAAGAUCCAGCACGAAAAUUGGAAGGUGGAGUGGAUCCUGGACCAGAGAGUGCCGUACGCUCACGGCAAGGGGGAAUGGGUCGGCUUCGAGUCUCCUGACAGCAUAGCACUGAAGGCUAAGAAUAUCAUCAAGCGCGGUCUUGCUGGUGCCUUCGUGUGGUCAGUGGAGAUGGACGACUUCAGCGGCCACUGCGGUGGUGCUAAGUACCCACUACUCCGUACCAUUCACGACAUCCUCCUGACCGAGCACGGCACCAAGGUGACCAGUGUUGCUGGACACACGGACAAACAACCCGACCCUGGCAACAUUGACUGCAACAAAGUCGGCCUCGGCAUCUACAAAGACGACGCAUCCUGCCUCCACUUCAACCUGUGUGUUCCUGCCGACCCCAAAGGCUUGAGGGCACUCAAGAUGGUGUGUCCCAAGGGCACCAAAUUCGAUGACGAACUCAAAAUCUGCAACCACGCCAACAAGAUUGACUGUUAGCCUAGGACAAAAAACGGCUCCUCAUAUCACAUCAUCUCCUGAUACCCAUGUCUCAUCUGUGUUUGUCAUUGUAAAUAUUCCUGCUCACCAAAGUAUGUAUUGUGAUGCUGUCCACCAUAUCGAAAUGCUUCCAUUCCAGCAUGACCGCUCAUCUCCCAUUAAUUCACAAAUGGCCAUCCUAAGAGACGCUAAUGAUCUUCGUCUGUUUCACAUGCUGCCUGUGAUGUUAAAACCGCCAUUGACGAACAUUCACAUAUUUUGAAGGAAACACUCAACGUUAACAACACAUUUCAAACAAAAGAACACACAUAAUUCCAAUUAACUGUGUAUGUGUAAAAUAUCAUUUAUGUCAUACAAAUUAUCAAUCACUUCAAGUUGAAUUGAUAUCCAAACUUUCCAAAAUGAAUUGUAACCAAGAUGGUUUACGUUAGCGAAACAUUCCCAGUACGAAGAUCGUUAAUGCUUCUCCAGGAGACCAUGAUUUCCUCACUCAGUCAUAAUAUAGAUCCGUGUCAGCUGGGGUGGGAGCCACGCCGAUGUACGAGAUGAAGCAGAGGGGUGCAGGGAUCCCCACGUAGAGGAUUGGUAGUAGAAGGUAGACGAUUUACUUCAGGACCUAAUGCAUGAACAAAAUCCCAGGACGUAUAGUAAAGAAAUUGGUACUGUAGAAGCUUAUUUCGUUAGCGCUCUAUAUGAAUUCUGUAAAUGUUAAAUAUGUAUUCACGCCCAGAAGCCGUGCACUAUGCAGAGCUGCUUUAGUGUGAUAGGUUACAGUUAAUCUUGAGGCCCAAAACUUCAACAGUUGCAUUUCUUCCGCCGACCACCGUCUGGCGAUAGAUUCAAAAUCUCGGUCUCAUAUACAUUUCAUUCAACACGACUCUCGACACAAACAUUUCAUGGCAUCAUUAGACACUGUAUGCCUUCGUCUUAUAUAAGUUAUAAUAUAUUACUCCAAAGUCUCAUGAUCUCUUUGAAAUAUACAAGGAUGCUGUAGAAUGUAUGGCUCCUUUAAAUGGCACAAGGCAAUUGCUAGACUCAUCACGUAGCUUAUGUAUAAUACACACGUACUUACGCUUACCCAGGACAUGUACAUUCACCCAUGCUUUCGCACCUGCCCCAGGCGCCAGAACUAUCACUCUGAAUACUGUGUAUUGAUCAUCGCACGCACGAUUGGUUAGAUGUGUAUAUACUUGACACUGACAUCAAACACUGAUACUUGACACUGACAUCAAACACUGAUACUUGACACUGACAUCAAACACUGAUACUUGACACUGACAUCAAACACUGAUACUUGACACUGACAUCAAACACUGAUAUUCUGUAACUCCGUGGAGAACAUGAUCGUCAAUGUACGCGUGUGACGAGACCCGACUGAAGUAGGGUUGUCUGACCUCCUGUGACGUAUAACGGCUUUCAACCUGUAUCAUAAUUAUGAAUAAAAUGUGUUUUUGUGAUGUU
Haliotis rufescens (red abalone) is the source of this 3153-nucleotide messenger RNA. Its product is annotated as chitinase-3-like protein 1. Gene Ontology annotation, molecular function: chitin binding; chitinase activity. Gene Ontology annotation, biological process: carbohydrate metabolic process; chitin catabolic process. The transcript is spliced from 11 exons. Lineage: Eukaryota; Metazoa; Mollusca; Gastropoda; Lepetellida; Haliotidae. Bases 220 to 1692 code for a protein of 490 amino acids. The record is from RefSeq and is a predicted model, not a curated record. Gene Ontology annotation, cellular component: extracellular region.